AUGCCAGCGCUGUUGCCAUCGCCCUCUCGGCCAUCCCUGACGGACACCAUUCCUGAUGACCAGGGUCGUGAUUUGGUCCUGGCACUGGAUAGGCCUUCUCCCCGACGCCCCAGGACGCCCGCUAAGCUCCUGCGCCUUGGGGUGCGGAAUCGCCGCCACGAGUACCUGGUGAAAACCCCGUCGUAUUUUGACAAUCUGGAACAUGAACUUGCUGAUCCUGUUCUGUAUGAGCGUCUUGUCAAGAGAUUUCAAACUCCAGCCGAACGAGAGGCAGAAGGAAAAGCCAAGGGCUAUAGUCGCACUCUCGAAGCAGAUCUCGUCAGAGGCGAGACAAAUCUCUCAAACCUCUAUCCAGAACGAGAACAAGGUAGCCGAACACCACAAGAUUCAAAAGUGUUAGGCGACGGAGGCGCCGGCACCAACGCAUGGGACGCCGAAGCAGAGGAUAAAGAGCACGGCAAGCAGCUUUGGCACGCGUACCUCGAAGUCCGCUUUGUGGAGGGACAAGAUGAAGACUUCGACUAUGACAAGGUUGAUGACAAUUAUAAGUACGACACCAUGGCGGUUCAGGACGCCGAGGAUGCCUGGUUCGAUGACGAAGAGCCCAGCUGGGUAGAUGGGGAAGAGCAGUUUCCCGUUCGCUUAGGAGAGACGGGUGUCCAGGAUUUUUGA
This is a messenger RNA of Trichoderma aggressivum f. europaeum, 672 nucleotides long. RefSeq lists its product as uncharacterized. Bases 1 to 672 code for a protein of 223 amino acids. The record is from RefSeq and is a predicted model, not a curated record. NCBI's taxonomy places the organism in Eukaryota, Fungi, Ascomycota, Sordariomycetes, Hypocreales, Hypocreaceae. The transcript has 2 exons.